CUCACAUCUCUGUCUCAGGGUAAGAAGAGAAGGGUUAUAACAUAGCUGGAUAUACUUGAAAAAUGGGAUACAAUGACCUUAAAUACGUAAGACCUAAAUAGAUCUGUGCAAUGGUGAAUACUUCUGGAAUUGAGAGCAAAAUGGGUUCAAAAAGCUAAGGAGAAAACUGAAUAUGAAAUCAGUAAAAAUAACGCUAUGGAUGGUAACGAUUUGUUUGUGUUUCUUCAUACUUAUAGUGUACCACUUUUAUCAUUUUUCAUUUGCACGAAAUUAUCACAAAUUAAAUGAUAUUUCAAUUUUACAACAACCAUCGAGUACGAAACGGAAUUUCGAUACACCCAUGAGGCACAUACCAUUAAACGAGAUUUACAAAGACAUUUCCGACAAUGACCAGGAUUCUCUUGAAUUCGAAGAGACAAAACAAGUUAAGAUGAUAGACACACCAGGCUGCCGUAUCCCGGUCGCAAUGGUAAAUUAUUCAUCGGUAAAAAAAUGGAAGAGAGGAUCGUGUGGAAAUCGAGCUGUUUAUUUGAAAAGAGUUGAAGGCUCUAAAAUAAGAGUGUCGAUUAAGGAAAAAAAUAUGAGAAAAUAUUUAAAAAGAACAUCCAAAUACAAGUGUUGCUAUAGAUUCUUUCAAAGAUCGACAAAACCGCGCUUUGAGCACAGGAAGCUCCGAUAUACAGAAUGUAAAGAUAUAAAGGACAGCGAAAUAUUUUUACUAGAGAGUGAUUUUAUAAAUGUUCAGUGCUUCGAAAUUAAUGCCUAUAAUAAAUCACAUCUCAUUUAUCAAGACGUAUACGCGUUCUGCAGAAAAAUAAAUACGACAAACAUAAUUAAAACGACGAAACACAACAGGAAAUAUAACGUGCUAAUAUUAGGAAUGGAUUCAAUGUCUUUGUCUCGUUUUGUUCAAACAAUGACUCGAACUGUCACAUUUUUAAAAAACAAUGUCUGGCCAGGCUUUAGGGGAUACCAUAAGGUGGGUGAUAACACGUUUCCGAACUUGAUGGCAGCUUUAACAGGUCGAAACUUGUCGAAUAUCAUCAACAAAUGUUCAAAGAAGAUGGACAAGUGCAAUGAUUUACUUAUUUGGAGCAUUUUCAAGAAAUCUGGUUACGUGACAGCUUACGGUGAAGAUUAUUUGCAAUUGCCUGAUAUUUUCAGUAGGGACUAUUUAUUUCGCGGGUCACCCACCGAUCACUAUAUGCGACCGUUUUUUCUCAACGGGGAAUACGAAAAAAAUAAUCAUUCCUUGUUGUGUUCUGGAAAAGUAUCGUCUGGUCAGCAGCUACUAGAUUAUGCAUACGACUUCGUUUUAACUUACAGGGAAAGACCUUUCUUUGGAUUUUUCUGGAUGAACUCCUUUAGUCAUAAUAUAAACAACCAUCCACAGGAUGUAGACCAACUUUUAGAAGAUUUUUUAAAUCGUCUUACUUAUACGGGUGCGUUAGAAACGACAUUUAUAAUAUUUCUAAGCGACCACGGCAUUCGUUUUGGUGAACAUCGACUCACAGUAGAAUCAUACUAUGACGAUCGUUUGCCUUUUUUAUUUUUAUGGAUACCAGAAUUGUUUAAAUAUUAUUAUCCCCAUAAGGUUAAAGCUGUUUUAAUAAACCAGUUUCGAUUGGUAACGCCCUACGAUUUAUUUGACACUCUAUAUGAAAUAAGUGAAUUAUCUAAUGUAACUGAAUCGGAGAGAUACGACUAUUCUGCUAGACAUCAAAGUAUAUUCAGUAUUAUAAGUGCAAAUCGCACUUGCCAGGACGUUGGCAUUCAUGAUAAGUGGUGUAGUUGUCACAAAUUGUAUCCCCUUGACGUUGAAGAUACGGAAGGAAUUAAGAGCGUGUACUUCGUAGUAGCACGUAUAAAAAGUAAAAUAAAAAAUAUUAAAACAAAACAAUGUUGGACUUGUAUGAAUCUUGGCCUGCAAAAUACGAGCCGAAUACAUUUCUAUUUUGAUGAUAAAAAGGUAAACUUAUAUUAUGUAGUGGCUUUUUCUAUGAGACCACGAAAUAUUUUCUAUGAAGCUAUCGUUUCACGACAAAAUACGAAUAUGAGUGUUGUAGGUUCCAUUAAUAUUAUAUCGCCAUAUAAAGGUUUUGGUGAUUGCGCAAUUAACCACGAAGACAGAAUUUUCUGUGUGUGCCAAAAAAUAUUUGACUGUCGAAUAAAAUCAAUGCUAUAAGUAUUUUUCUACUUUAA
This is a messenger RNA of Nymphalis io (European peacock), 2202 nucleotides long. RefSeq lists its product as uncharacterized. The record is from RefSeq and is a predicted model, not a curated record. The transcript is spliced from 5 exons. Lineage: Eukaryota; Metazoa; Arthropoda; Insecta; Lepidoptera; Nymphalidae. The coding region runs from base 173 to 2185 and encodes 670 amino acids.